UUUCUGCUUCACCUUUCUGGUGUUGGUACAUGAGCAACGGUUAAAAGUUGCUUACUUGCUUUCUUUCAUUAUGGGGAAGAACAAGAAGAAAUCAAACCUGUCCCAUGCAGAGAUGAUGAUGAUGACUGUGUCUGAUAUCAUCAGUCAGCUUGUCACUGCUCAUGAAGAAAACAAAGAUGUUAAUCUCAAUAGAAUCAAAAGUUUGACUGCCAAAAAGUAUGGUCUGACCUCUCAACCCCGUCUUGUCGAUAUCAUCGCAGCUGUCCCCCAAGCUCACAAGAAGGCUCUUAUUCCAAAGUUGAAAGCUAAACCAAUAAGGACAGCCAGUGGGAUAGCAGUUGUAGCAGUGAUGUGUAAGCCCCAUAGAUGCCCUCAUAUUAGCAUGACAGGCAAUAUAUGCGUGUACUGCCCGGGUGGACCGGACUCAGAUUUUGAGUAUUCUACUCAGUCAUACACUGGAUACGAGCCCACUUCAAUGCGUGCUAUCCGUGCCCGAUACAACCCUUACCUUCAAACCAGACACAGAGUGGAUCAGCUAAAACAGCUUGGUCACAGCGUUGAUAAGGUGGAGUUUAUUGUUAUGGGCGGGACCUUCAUGGCACUGUCCGAGGAGUACAGAGACUACUUCAUCCGUAACCUGCAUGACGCCCUCUCUGGUCAUACAAGCAACAGUGUGGAAGAGGCAGUCAAGUUUUCUGAGAGGAGUAAGACAAAGUGUAUCGGUAUCACCAUAGAAACCAGACCAGACUACUGCCUCAAGAGACAUCUCAGUGAUAUGCUGAAGUAUGGCUGCACCAGAUUAGAGAUUGGUGUACAGAGUGUCUAUGAAGAUGUAGCCAGAGAUACAAAUAGGGGUCAUACUGUUCGGGCUGUUUGUGAAUCAUUCCAGAUGUCAAAGGAUGCUGGUUUUAAGGUUGUCUCUCACAUGAUGCCCGACCUUCCUAAUGUUGACCUUGAGAGAGAUGUAGAACAGUUCAUUGAAUUCUUUGAGAAUCCAGCCUUCCGUCCCGACGGUCUGAAGCUCUACCCAACCCUGGUCAUCAGGGGUACAGGUCUGUAUGAACUCUGGAAGACUGGACGAUACAAGAGCUACCCUCCCAGCACCCUGGUCGAUCUGGUCGCUAGGAUCUUGGCCUUGGUGCCGCCUUGGACAAGGGUGUACAGAGUUCAGAGGGAUAUCCCAAUGCCUUUGGUGAGUUCUGGAGUUGAGCAUGGUAACCUAAGAGAGUUAGCCCUGGCUAGGAUGAGAGAUCUUGGUACACAGUGUAGAGAUGUAAGGACUAGAGAGGUCGGGAUUCAAGAAAUACAUCACAAGGUCAAACCAUAUGAGGUUGAGUUGAUACGUCGUGAUUACUACUCCAGUAGCGGAUGGGAGACGUUCUUAUCUUACGAAGAUCCAGAACAAGAUAUUCUGAUUGGUCUGCUCAGGCUGAGAAAGUGCUCUGACCUCACAUUCAGACCGGAGCUCAAAGGGGGCGUGUCUAUCGUUCGAGAGCUUCAUGUAUAUGGAAGUGUUGUUCCUGUUAACUCAAGAGAUCCAAGGAAGUUCCAGCAUCAGGGCUUUGGAAUGCUUCUAAUGGAGGAGGCCGAGCGGAUUGCCAGGGAGGAGCAUGGAUCAGGGAAGAUCUCUGUCAUAUCAGGAGUAGGGACCAGGAACUAUUACCGCAAGCUGGGCUAUGAGCUUGAUGGUCCGUACAUGUCAAAGACUUUGGAUUGAUCCGUCUUAUCUAAGAUUGAAGGAACUAUUACCGCAAGCUAGGCUAUGAGCUUGAUGGUCCAUACAUGUCAAAGUCUUUGGAUUGAUCUGUCUUAUCUAAGAUUGAAGGGACUAUUACAUUGUACUGCAAGC
Lytechinus variegatus (green sea urchin) is the source of this 1849-nucleotide messenger RNA. It is a transcript of the gene elp3, whose product is annotated as elongator complex protein 3. The transcript has 14 exons. The record is from RefSeq and is a predicted model, not a curated record. Bases 71 to 1717 code for a protein of 548 amino acids. Gene Ontology annotation, cellular component: cytoplasm; nucleus; elongator holoenzyme complex. Gene Ontology annotation, biological process: tRNA wobble base 5-methoxycarbonylmethyl-2-thiouridinylation. NCBI's taxonomy places the organism in Eukaryota, Metazoa, Echinodermata, Echinoidea, Temnopleuroida, Toxopneustidae. Gene Ontology annotation, molecular function: iron-sulfur cluster binding; acyltransferase activity, transferring groups other than amino-acyl groups.